This is a messenger RNA of Trypanosoma cruzi, 523 nucleotides long. RefSeq lists its product as uncharacterized. NCBI's taxonomy places the organism in Eukaryota, Euglenozoa, Kinetoplastea, Trypanosomatida, Trypanosomatidae. The record is from RefSeq and is a predicted model, not a curated record. The annotation marks the transcript as partial. The transcript has a single exon.
AGAAGCGAAGCUGAUGAAGGCACUUGUGCGUCGCUUCGGCCCUGAGCCUUCAGUCAUUGAAGAGUGUUCCGCUGAUCAGGAAUGGGAGAAGCCAUGUUUGGCGUCCACGGAAGAUACGGCCGUGGCACCGGGUGACUCCGUGAAGGAUACACGCAACAAUUUGAGUGGCAGUGAAGGUCUGGCGAAUGGCCGUGCGGAAAGCAGUCAGCGUGCGGUGGAUGUUUCGAGUUUUAUCCGGUUAUUUAGUGUGGAGUGGUGUCUUACGGAGGAGCAGCAGGCAGAGAAUUCACGGCGCCUUGACGCAUUCUUUCACCCACACCCGGCGCCUCCAUCGUGUCAACCUGCGCCGCUUUUACCCUCCGUUCAAACCUGCGGGGAAACUGUUGAUCCGGACAUAUGGUCGCUGCCGGAGGUCUCUCAGGAAGAGCUGCAGCGAUGGCGAGAAGAAAAGCUUUCGCUGUCUGAUCGUCUCGUAUGGCGGGGGCGGAAAACAAUAAAGCAAGUGAAUAUGCGACGAAUGUAA